AUUGUAAAUAUUUCAGAGGAGUACCGAAUAUAUAAUAUAUUAUUUGAGCUUUAACGCUCGUACAACAUCAGAUUAUUACACCAAAAUAUUCCAAAACCGUCUCUGACUUGAAUUUUCAAUCGCUGCAAUCUACUACCUAGCAGUUUCUUUAGAGAUUAUUUUGUUAUUGUUUUAUACUAGAAAACGACGAAACUGUAAGUUAAUACCUAAAUUAAAUUUAUAAAAUUAUGUACUAAUUAAUUGCAUUUAAUUCUAGCGAUGUCACCCCUGAAACCACCCUGAAUAGUUACCUAAGAGACAAACUACAUCUUACAGCUAUGAAGAAAAUGUGCCUAAAGGCGGUUGUGGCACUUGCAUAGUUACAGUAGAAGCACUAGAAGCAGAUGGCACCAAAAAACUCUUUGCAGUCAAUUCAUGUUUGGUCUCAAUUUUUUCCUGUCACGGCUGGAAAAUCUUAACCAACGAAGAAGGCAUUGGGAAUCCUUUAAUCGGUUAUCAUGCCAUCCAGAAACUUUUGGCCGACAAUAAUGGCACUCAAUGUGGAUUUUGUUCUUCUGGCAUGGUGAUGAGCAUGUAUGCUUUGCACGAGUCCGGACCGAAAACCCAACUUGAAAUUGAAGACUCUUUUGGGGGAAAUUUAUGCCGCUGCACCGGUUAUCGGCCAAUAUUGACUGCUUUUAAAAAACUAGCAUCAGAUUCCAAUGAUAUAAUGAAAAUUGAUGACUUAGAAGACGUUGGGAAGUGCUCUAAAGCAAAAUGCGAAAACAAAUGUCGGCAAACUUGCAAAAAAACUCCAGUUUAUUUUGAUAUGGAGCCUAUCAAAUGGAUGAAAGUUUAUAAAUUGGUUGACAUAUUGGAAAUUUUGAGAACCACCGGAAAUAGGCGCUACAUGCUUGUAGCAGGAAACACUGCAAGAGGUGUGUACUUGCUCACUCCAAGUACCACUCCAGAACUUUACAUUGAUGUCACCGCAGUAAAAGUGCUGACUACUUAUACUGCAUUAGAUACUAGUUUGAUUGGCACUCUUGCGGGCAAUUUAAUGAUCAAGCACCAUCACAACGAGUUCCCUUCGGAUGGAUUUUUGAUACUAGAAACUGUAGCAGCUACUUUAGUAAUUAUUGAUGUCGACGAAAAUGAAACGAGAGUGUCUCCGCAAGAGUUUUUGAGAGUCGAUAUGAACAAGAAAGUUUUAAAACAAAUACUUUUACCCGCAUAUGGUCCUGAAUAUUGCUAUGGAAGUUAUAAGAUCAUGCCAAGAGCUCAAAACGCUCACGCAAUGGUCAACGCAGGAUUCCUAUUGAACAUUAACAAUUUGAGCCAAGUAAAAUCAGCUCGAAUCGUUUACGGAGGCAUAAACCCGACAUUCGUGCACGCUUCCAACACCGAAGCCUUACUUUUGAAAAACCCCUUGUUCAACGAUAACGUAUUGCAGCAAAUUUUCCAAUCACUGGACCAAGAGCUCAAUCCCGAUUGGGUUUUGCCAGAUCCCAGUCCGAAUUUCAGGAAACAAUUGGCAAUCGAUCUUUUUUACAAGUACAUUUUAAGCAUUGCACCUCCACAAAAGAUAUCGGAAAGAAAUAAAAGCGGAGCCAGUCUGCUAUCCAGACCAGUUUCUAGCGGAAUUCAGGAAAUUUACACUCAAGCUAUCGCAGGCUCAACUAUCACCAACAUAAAUCCUAUAAAAGCACUAAAUUAUCCUGACGUUGUAGCAUUCUAUUCGGCCAAAGACAUUCCUGGAAUCAACAAUAUUGCUGUAGCAAAACUAAGUAUGGAGGUAGAAGAAAAACUGUUUUGCGACAAAGUUGUGCAGCACUAUUCUCAGCAAGUGGGCGUUAUAGUGGCCAAUAAUCUUGAAGCAGCUGAAGCGGCAGCUAAGCUAGUUGAAAUUUCAACAACUCCGCCAACUAAAAAGCCUCUAUUCACUGUUCAAGAUGUUGCAAAUGAAAUGAGCAGAAUCACACACAGGACUAGUUUUUUGCCUAAAUCUAAAGGCACCGAGGUUAAGACCGUGAUUAAAGGCAAAACCAACGUUCGUGGUCAGUACCAUUUCCACAUGGAGACUCAAAACUGUAUGGUGAUACCAAAGGAAGAUGGGCUCGAUAUUUUUGCUGCCACUCAAUGGAUGAAUGCGUUGCAAGGGGCUGUAUCGCAGAUUCUCAAUAUUCCUUCGCAAAAGAUAAGCAUGUUCGUGAGGCGUUUAGGUGGUUCAUUUGGGGCCAAACUAACCAGGAACAUGUUUGCAGUGGGAGCAGCUGCUUUAGCUGCCUUCAAACUUAACAGACCAGUUAAAAUGUGGAUGAAUUUUUACGAUAACAUGGAAAUUAUUGGCAAAAGAUACUCACUUUAUAAUGAAUAUGAAGUUAGAGUUAAUGCUAGUGGAGUUAUCCAGUAUCUUACUUCUAAUUUAUAUUCGGACUACGAUAUCGGUGGCAACGAACCAAUGGACCAUUUGCUGGUAGCCCAAUUUCAAAACUGCUACGUUGUCGAUACUUGGACUUUCGAUACCUACACAGUGGUUACUGACAAUGCGGCCCAAUGCUACACUAGAGCUCCAGGUGUUUUAGAAGGUCUAACUGCAAUCGAAACUAUCAUGGACCACAUUGCAAACACUCUCAAACUGGAUCCGGUAGUUGUGAGAAGGGCUAACAUGUAUGCACCGGCUAAUCCUUUGCUGGCUAACAAAUGGAAAAAGAAAGGUAUCUCAGUAAUUCCUAUGAAAUACAGUAUGGACUUUCCCACGAAUUACACUACUGUUGUAUCCAUUUACAAUAUAGAUGGUGGUGUUGCCGUUAGUCAUGGUGGCAUUGAAAUGGGACAAGGAAUCAACACAAAAGUGGUUCAAGUAUGCGGCUACAAAUUUGGCAUUUCCAUGGAACAAGUAUCUGUGAAACCGUCCUAUAAUGUUGCUUCGCCUAAUUCAUACAAGUCCGGUGGUAGUUUGACGUCAGAAGCUGUUGUAUAUUCUUUACUACGAGCUUGUGAUGUACUACUAGAACGCAUUAAACCAAUUAGAAGCAAAAAUCCAAAUGGAACUUGGGAGGAACUCAUACAACUUUGCUACGUGAAAAAUGUUCGCCUUAGUGCCAACGGAUUUUACUCUGAAGAUUCACCUGGUAUAGCACCCUAUGCAGUUUUCGCUGUAAUAGCUUUAGAAGUAGAAGUAGAUAUUUUGACGGGUAAGCACGAAAUCCUCCGUCUGGAUAUUUUAGAAGAUGUGGGCCAAACCAUCGCAGAACCGCCUACGUGCUUGACUAUAGCUUCACCUUUAGCACUUAGAGCUGCAGUUGGUUCGGCUAGAAAAGAAGCCUCACCGGAAAAUGCCUCUUGGUAUCCUAUAAAUGGGCCAUCAACUGUUGAACAUACUUUGCUGAACAGCUUGAUUAAUUAUAAAUAAUUCACUUUGUAGUGCCUAGCAGAAGAAGCUUAUUUCAGUAAUCAGAUUUGCUCUUACAAUUUAGGCUAUAGGUGUAUUAUUUUAAUAAUAAAAUUAUCUGAAGCUAUAAUAAUAUAGUGUUCAUCGCGCGGUUUCAAAAUUGAUUCGAAGUCUGUAAGAACUACGAAUAGAAUACGCAUUUGUUUUUCAAU
Molecule: messenger RNA, 3585 nt
Organism: Ceutorhynchus assimilis (cabbage seed weevil)
Lineage: Eukaryota; Metazoa; Arthropoda; Insecta; Coleoptera; Curculionidae
Source: the annotation of a GenBank genome assembly